This is a messenger RNA of Aureobasidium pullulans EXF-150, 810 nucleotides long. RefSeq lists its product as uncharacterized. Bases 443 to 601 code for a protein of 52 amino acids. The record is from RefSeq and is a predicted model, not a curated record. NCBI's taxonomy places the organism in Eukaryota, Fungi, Ascomycota, Dothideomycetes, Dothideales, Saccotheciaceae. The transcript has a single exon.
UCUGCCGCAAUGAUGCUCGCAGCUUUCUUGUUAGACCUCAAUAUCAGACUCGCGGGAUUAGGUGAGCUCUUAGGUGCAGUCCGAUAAUAGGACCGAGAAGGAUGCUCAAGAUGCAAGUCGAGAGCUAGGAGGUCUUGUAGGAGUUCUUUAGGCUGCAAUCGUCUUUGGGUAUCUGUUCAAGGUAGGUGCGAAAUUGAGUCCCACUCAUGACUGCCUCGUGCGCCAUGUGACGAGACGAUGGUCAAGAUCGACUUAUACACGUCCGUUACCAGACCGUGGAAGCUCUUCUUGUGGCGUGUUAUGCUCACUAACGACUGAUAUACCCCGUAGAAACAUGGAGCAUAGAUCUGUGCCAUAGUCUCUGAUGUUUCCAGGGCACGACAUAUUUGAGGUAGAGCUGUAUAACCUUAUGUUUUAGUCUCGUAUUUCCGGUCUUGAGGGAAUGCCGAUAACGUUGAGUCCUCCCAAGAAGCACGAGGAGCGGUUUUCCAAAAGUGGAGCGGAUAAAGCUGUCAGCCUUGCCAGCAUCAGGCCUAAACAGAGCUUCGGACACGGUGUCGCUUGCAAUGAUGGUCCACAGAGAAUUGCGUUCAAGCUCUAGCGGUCAUCCGCGCUGGACAUAGCAUAUAUGCUACGCUCUGCCUACACAUAAAGGUGUAGAGUAUGGUUAAGGUAAUGUACUCCGAGUAGAGAAGAAAAACACGUGAUGAUUGACAACCGUUGUAAUGACGCCUGAGUGACAGACGGAAGUUGGCUCCGAGGAGGGAGCUGCGCCCCGUAACGAGGAUUUCCAUAUUUGCCGACACCGAC